This is a messenger RNA of Naegleria gruberi, 1146 nucleotides long. RefSeq lists its product as uncharacterized. The record is from RefSeq and is a predicted model, not a curated record. NCBI's taxonomy places the organism in Eukaryota, Heterolobosea, Eutetramitea, Acrasida, Naegleriidae. The coding region runs from base 1 to 1146 and encodes 381 amino acids. The transcript has a single exon.
AUGAAUGAUUUGAAAUUGGUUGAGAAGAUUGAUUUUGAUAGAUUUAAUCUGAUUAGGACACAGAAUAAUUAUUCCCUGAUGGCGAACAUGAUGAAGAGAUUGUAUUAUUAUAAGGAAUUGAAAUGGUUCUUGUACUAUUUGGAUAAUUAUGAAAAUACGAAAGUGGAAUGGACAGAUAGAUUGUUUAUUAAUGGAUGUGAUUUUGAUCAAUUGAUAAAUCAUGGAGAAGAUAAUAUUUAUGAAAUGAAUGAUUAUGAAAUGGUGGAAGGAGAUUAUAAUAUUAGUUUAUCAUUGGUUGGUGUUACCAUUGAUGAUGAAAAUUAUUUUAAAUAUUUGCAGAAUGAAUUUGGAAAUAUUAGAAUUAGUAAUUUUGAAUUGGUAUUUGCACAUACUGAGGAGUUUUCCUUUUGGAUUAGGGAAGCAAUUUACUAUACUGAUUGCUCUGAAAUUAGCAAUAAGAUUUCAUCAUUCAAGACAUCAAAAGUGGAAGCUUUAGGAUAUGUGAAAAGGUGUGCUCGUGCCUGUGGAGUGGUUCCAUCACUUGUGCCAAGAGGAGAUUUAUUUUUCAAAUUAAUUUACAGGAAUAAUUCACUUGAUUGGAAAUUAUGCAAGUGGAUGUAUAGGAAUUCUGUCAUUCCAAUAUUUGAAGUACUGAACUUUAUGUAUCGUUCUGAUAUCAUGUGCUAUUGUUUCGAUCAGAUUAUUUCAUUGGCAAAGUUUUACUAUUUGGAAGAAAAGACAUUUAAUACUUUUCAAUCUCAAUAUGCGACAUUUAGAAAGCAACCCAAAGUGGUGGAAUGUGUAGAUCGGCUCAUUGAACUCUUCUCCAUUGUUGUAGAAAAGGGAAAGGAAGAAGAAUUGUUCAAUUCAACACAACCACCUAAUGUUCUUAAAAUGGCUCAACUCCUCGAUAAGAAAACAAUCACUCGAUAUAACUACCUUAGAUCCUCCUCAUUAAUUAAUGAAGAUGCUAGUAUGAACUUUUCCUUUUAUAGUUGGGAAAAUGAUUUCAUCUAUGCUUAUUUUCAAAGAAAACCAAAGAAUAUUGUUUCACUUCAAUUACCAACUACUUUACAAAAUAACUCCAAGCAACAACUAGUGGAUAUUAAUACCUUUGAUUUGGAAGAACUUGAUUCUUACAAAUAG